AUGGGCUUCAUGCUCAAGAAGCCAGCUGAUGAGCCUGGCGCGGCAUGGCCUGCCGUCGUCGUCGGCCUGUUCGUCGCGUUCGGUGGCCUCCUCUUUGGAUAUGACACUGGAACCAUCAGUGGCAUCCUAGCAAUGCCGUACUGGGUCGAACUCUUUUCGAAUGGUUACACCAAUAGCGAUGGCGAAGCGGCUAUCGACCCAAGUGACGAGUCGCUGAUUGUUUCUAUCCUCUCCCUUGGUACCUUCCUCGGCGCGCUAACGGCUGCACCCGUCGCGGACUUCUUCGGCCGCCGCCUUGGUAUCUUCUUGUCCACUGCGAUUAUCUUCAAUCUAGGAGUCAUCCUACAGACCGCUUCCACUUCUCAGCCGCUGUUCAUCGCGGGCCGUUUCUGGGCUGGGUACGGCGUUGGUUUGAUCAGUGCUCAGAUCCCUCUGUACCAAUCCGAGACGGCUCCCAAGUGGAUUAGAGGUACUGUGGUUGGUUCUUAUCAACUUGCCAUUACGGUCGGGCUUUUCUUGGCGGCCAUCGUCAACAAUGCUACCAAGAACCGCGACGACACCGGCUCUUAUCGUAUUCCAGUUGCCCUCCAGUUCGCCUGGGCCAUCAUCCUCUGCGUGGGCAUGCUCAUUCUCCCGGAGACACCCCGCUUCAACAUCAAGAAGGGCAAGUACGAGGCUGCCGCAAAGUCUCUCGCCAGACUCCGUCGUCUACCUAUCGAUCACCCUGCUUUGGUAGAAGAGCUCGCAGAAGUUCGCGCCAACCAUGAGUACGAAAUGAGCGUCGGCAAAGGCACUUACCUUGACUGCACCAAAGGCACUGUUGGCAAACGUCUCAUGACUGGCUGUCUGCUCCAGGCUCUGCAGCAGCUCUCUGGGGUGAACUUCAUCUUCUACUACGGAACUGCUUACUUUGAGCGCGCCGGCUUCGAGAAUCCAUUCACCAUUCAGGUCAUCACCAACACGGUCAACGUCGUUUCCACUCUUCCAGGUCUCUACCUCGUAGAGAAGCUGGGUCGUCGCAACCUUCUGCUCCUGGGCGCCGUUGGCAUGUGCGUGUGCCAGUUCAUCGUCGCCAUCACCGGAACUGUCGCUGGCACCACCGACCUUGCAGCACAACGGGCCGCCAUUGCCUUUGUAUGCAUCUACAUCUACUUCUUUGCAUCCACCUGGGGCCCGGUCGCUUGGGUUGUGACCGGCGAGCUCUUCCCCCUCAAGGUCCGCGCGAAGGCUCUCUCGAUCACCACAGCGACCAACUGGCUCCUCAACUUUGCCAUUGCCUAUAGCACACCGUACAUGGUCGACACCGAGCACGCCAACCUCCAGUCCAAAGUCUUCUUUGUAUGGGGAUCCUUCUGCCUGGUCGCCAUCGCCUUCGUGUGGGCGCUCAUCUACGAGACCAAGGGCUUGACGCUUGAGCAGGUCGAUGAGCUGUACGAGAUCGUGUCGCAGGCCUGGAAGAGCAAGGCAUUCCGGCCUCAGGUCAACUUCAGAGAGGCGCAGCAGGAGGGCGAGCGGGGCAUGAGCAUCAGGCAAAUGAGCGUGGCUCAGGAGCGGAGGAGGAGUAGUGCCGGUGGCGGAGGAGAGAAGCCUGGCGUGGUGCAGUCGUAG
Molecule: messenger RNA, 1608 nt
Organism: Cyphellophora europaea CBS 101466
Lineage: Eukaryota; Fungi; Ascomycota; Eurotiomycetes; Chaetothyriales; Cyphellophoraceae
Exons: 6
Coding region: 1-1608 (535 amino acids)
Biological process (GO): transmembrane transport; carbohydrate transport
Cellular component (GO): membrane
Molecular function (GO): carbohydrate:proton symporter activity
Source: RefSeq, a predicted model, not a curated record